AUGGGACAAUCUAUAACAACUCCCUUGAGUCUUACUCUUGAUCACUGGCAGGACGUCCGGAACCGGGCUAACAACCGGUCAGUAGAAAUCAAAAAGAAAAGAUGGAUAACACUCUGCACCACGGAGUGGCCAACGUUCGAUGUUGGCUGGCCAAAAGAAGGGACGUUUAACCUUGAUCUUAUUUCACAGAUGAAGUCUCAGGUUUUCACCCAAGGUCCUCAAGGACACCCCGAUCAAGUGCCCUACAUUGUUACCUGGGAAGAUCUGGCCUCCGACCCGCCUCCUUGGGUCGCCCCUUUCUCUCCACCUAAGCUUCCUCCCCGUUCUCCCCUUGAAGCCCCACCCCCACCUUCUGCUCCACUUAUCCCGAUACCCGCACCCCCUCCUCAAACCUCUAGGCUUUACCCUGUUCUAGAUAAACCUGAAAACGUGACCCCAGCAGGAACAAAACCCAAGAAGGUCUUACUACCAGAGGAUUCAACUCUUAUAGACCUGAUGACUGAAGAACCCCCACCUUACCAUCCCCAACCUUUACCAGUUCCAGAUCCUAUCCAGGUUUCUUCAGAAGAAGAAGAACAAGAGGGUCUUUCAACUACCAAUGCCCCUCCGGGCCCAUCCCCCAUGGUGGGAAGACUUCGCGGGCGCCGAGAACCUACCGCCCCAGGGGAUGCUUCAAGGGCCUUCCCCUUGCAGCAGACAGGAGGACCUAACAGCCAAUAUCAGUACUGGCCUUUCUCAGCCUCUGAUCUUUAUAACUGGAAAACCCACAAUCCCUCCUUUACUAAUGAUCCUGUAGCCCUAACUUCCCUGAUUGAAUCUAUUCUAGUGACUCAUCAACCAACAUGGGACGAUUGUCAUCAGCUUUUGCAGACUCUCCUCACUUCAGAGGAGAGACAAAAAGUUCUCUUAGAGGCCCGUAAAAAUGUGCCUGGAGAUGAUGGGCACCCUACCCAACUCCCAAACUUGAUCAAUGAAGCUUUUCCCUUAAUUCGACCGGAUUGGGACUAUAAUACUGAUGCAGGUAGGAACCACCUACGUCUCUAUCGCCAGUUACUUAUAGCGGCUCUCCAUGGAGCAGGGCGACGGCCCACCAAUUUGGCCCAGGUAAGACAGACCACCCAGGGCUCAGAGGAAACUCCCACCGCAUUCCUAGAGAGACUAAAAGAAGCCUAUCGGAGAUACACUCCUUUCGACCCCGAUAGUGAGGAUCAGAAGGGAAACGUAUCCAUGGCUUUCAUUUGGCAAUCCGCUCCAGACAUUAGGACCAAGUUGCAAAAAUUAGAUAACCUACAAGACUUUACUUUAACGGACUUAUUGAAGGAAGCAGAAAAGAUUUUUAAUAAGAGAGAAGCCCCAGAGGAAAAGGAAGAAAGGAUCAGAAAAAUGCAGGAAGAAAGAGAUCUUAAAUUUAGAGAAGAGUUAGAUAAGAGAGAAAGAGAAAAAGAUCGAAAGCAUAAUAAAGAAUUAAGUAAGAUAUUGGCCACUGUAACUCAGGCAGGGCAACGAGGAGAUAGAACAGGUAGGGAAAGGGAACGAGGCAGACCCGGUAUAGACCGAGAUCAAUGUGCCUACUGCAAGGAGAGAGGACAUUGGGUUAAGGACUGUCCAAAGAAACCCAAUACCCGAAGAGGAACUAACCGGACCCCUCAAUUACUAGCCCUGGAUGAAGAUUAGGGGAGUCAGGGCCAGGAGCUCCCCCCUGAGCCCUGGGUAACUUUGCAAGUAGGGGGGCAACCUGUAACCUUCCUAGUAGAUACUGGAGCCCAACAUUCGGUGUUAACACGAACGCCAGGACCCAUGAGCCACAAAACGACGUGGGUCCAAGGCGCCACUGGAAGCAAGCCGUACCGAUGGACCACCAAGAGAGAAGUACACCUUGCUACAGGUAAAGUUUCCCAUUCGUUUCUGCAUGUGCCUGAUUGUCCAUAUCCACUACUAGGAAGAGACUUAUUAACCAAGUUAAGAGCUCAAAUCUAUUUUAAAAAUGGGAGUGCCUCCAUUACGGGACCAGAUCAAGCCCCUUUACAUGUAUUAACGUUCAAAUUAGAGGAUGAAUAUAAACUUUUUAGCAAACCUCCUACACUUGACAAGGACAUAAACUAUUGGCUUGAGUCCUACCCGGAGGCAUGGGCUGAAACUGGUGGAAUGGGGAUGGCUAAACAACAACCUCCAAUAGUCAUUUACCUAAAAACCACUGCUACUCCUGUAAAUAUUAAACAGUAUCCUAUGUCAAGAGAAGCUUACCAAGGCAUCAGGCCACAUAUCAAAUGCCUCCUAGACCAAGGAAUUCUAACCCCUUGCCGGUCGCCAUGGAACACCCCAUUGUUACCAGUAAAAAAGCCGGGAACAAAUGAUUAUAGGCCUAUCCAGGACUUAAGAGAGGUAAACAAAAGGGUAGAGGACAUCCACCCCACGGUGCCUAACCCCUACAAUCUCCUCAGCACCUUGCCUCCCACCCAUACUUGGUACACCGUUCUAGACUUAAAAGAUGCCUUUUUCUGUUUGAGACUGUGCCCUCAAAGCCAGGCCCUCUUUGCAUUUGAAUGGAAAGAUCCCAACGAAGGGGUCUCCAGUCAAUUGACCUGGACCAGACUGCCACAAGGGUUCAAGAAUAGCCCGACGCUCUUCGAUGAAGCCUUACAUAAGGACCUGGCCAAUUUCCGCGUAAGACACCCCUCCUUAAUUAUGCUCCAAUAUGUAGAUGACAUCCUGUUGGCUGCUACCACCGAGGAGGAUUGUCUUACAGGUACGGAGGCAUUAUUGCGAACUUUGGGACAGUUGGGGUACAGGGCAUCGGCUAAAAAGGCACAAAUCUGUCAGACAAAAGUUACUUACCUUGGCUAUGAACUUCAUAAUGGCCAACGAUGGCUAACCACAGCCAGAAAAGAAACUAUCUCAAGCAUACCAACUCCCCAGAACCCUAAACAACUACGGGAAUUUCUGGGCACAGCAGGUUUCUGCAGACUUUGGAUUCCUGGGUUUUCCGAGAUAGCGGCCCCUUUAUACCUGCUAACCAAACAAAGUAACCCCUUUACCUGGACUGAGAAGCACCAAUUGGCAUUUGAUCGUAUCAAAUUGGCCCUUCUGUCAGCCCCCACCUUAGGCCUACCAGCCGUUACCAAGCCUUUUGACUUGUUUGUGGAUGAAGAACAGGGCUAUGCUAAAGGAGUCCUAACCCAAAAACUGGGACCCUGGAGGCGUCCUAUAGCCUAUCUGUCCAAGAAAUUGGAUCCAGUGGCGUCAGGAUGGCCACCAUGUCUUCGAAUGAUAGCAGCAGUGGCUAUCCUAAUUAAGGAUGCCACUAAGCUGACUCUGGGACAGCCAUUAACUUUGUUAACCCCUCAUGCCAUCGAGGCAAUAAUUUGCCAACCACCUGACCGCUGGGUGUCCAACGCCCGACUCACCCAUUACCAGUCCUUGCUGCUGGACACGGACCGGAUUCAGUUCGGCCCCAUGGUCACACUGAACCCAGCAACCCUCCUGCCGCUUCCUGGAAAAGCAAAUCCCCACAACUGCCAGCAGAUUCUUGCAGAAACACAAGGAACCCGACCAGACCUCACGGACCAACCUAUGAAAGAUGCAGAACUGGUCUGGUACACCGACGGGAGCAGUUAUUUGCUCAAUGGGGAACGGCGAGCAGGAGCAGCCAUCACCACCGAAUCUGAGGUAAUCUGGGCGAGUGCAUUGCCGGGUGGAACCUCAGCUCAGCGGGCAGAACUAAUAGCUCUGACACAAGCCUUAAAGUUGGCUGAGGGAAAGAAGCUAAAUGCGUAUACGGACAGUAGAUAUGCCUUUGCCACUGCUCAUAUACACGGGGAAAUUUACAGACGGCGAGGGCUACUAACUUCAGAUGGGAAAGAAAUCAAAAAUAAGACUGAAAUAUUGGCCUUACUUAAAGCUCUAUUUCUGCCUAAAAAGUUAAGUAUCAUGCAUUGCCCUGGCCAUCAAAGAGGAGAUACUCCGGAGGCCAGGGGAAACAGAUUGGCCGAUGAGACAGCCAGAAAAGCAGCCCAGGGGCCUCAACUCUUGACGCCUCUUACAACCCAGAGGACCAUACCUGGGAAUAUCAGGAAAAAACCAUAAUGCCCCUUAAAAAUGCUAAAAAAAUUAGUAAAAUCAUUACACAAACUGACACAUCUUGGGGCUAAAAAGAUGAAAGAACUCUUAGACCGUGGAGAGGGUACUCUAUAUCUUCCAAAUAGGGAUCGACUCCUCCAGCGAGUUGCAGAAAAUUGUCAGGCAUGUGCCCAGGUAAAUGCUGGUAAAGUUAAACUUGGAACAGGAGUCCAGGUUCGAGGACAUAAACCCGGGACACAUUGGGAAAUAGACUUCACUGAAGUCAAACCUGGUAUGUAUGGAUAUAAAUAUCUUCUAGUCUUUGUUGAUACUUUUUCCGGAUGGGUAGAGGCAUUCCCCACCCGGCAUGAAACUGCCAAAACCGUUGCUAAGAAGCUAUUGGAAGAAAUUUUCCCAAGGUAUGGGGUACCCGGAACAAUUGGGUCAGAUAACGGGCCUGCCUUCGUCUCCCAGGUAAGUCAGGCGGUGGCCAAUUCGCUGGGGAUUAAUUGGAAGUUACAUUGUGCAUAUAGACCCCAAAGCUCAGGGCAAGUAGAAAGAAUGAAUAGAACAAUCAAGGAGACUUUAACUAAAUUAACGCUUGAAACUGGCACUAGAGACUGGGUACAACUCCUACCCUUAGCUUUAUAUCGGGCCAGAAAUACUCCUAGCCCUCAGGGACUAACCCCAUUUGAAAUCCUAUAUGGUGCCCCACCACCUGCUGUUAAUCUCUAUGAAACUGAAAUUUCUGCCUCCCUCACCCCAUCUGUGCAGACUCAUUUACGCGCACUGCAAUUGGUCCAGAACGAGGUCUGGAAGCCAUUAGCAGCGGCAUAUAAAGAAGAACUCAAAACCCCUUCGGUGCCACAUUCCUUCAAAAUCGGGGACACUGUCUGGGUACGCAGACACCAGAACAAGAACCUUGAACCCCGGUGGAAAGGACCCUACACCGUCCUGUUGAACACACCUACUGCAAUCAAGGUGGAUGGCAUCGCAGCCUGGAUUCACACUUCUCAUGUAAAGGCUGCACAUCCACAAGACCCAGCGGUUACUCCCCGAGACUCGGGAUGGAAAUUGCAGCGUACUCAAAACCUGCUAAAGAUAAGACUUACGCACUGUUAA
This is a messenger RNA of Marmota monax (woodchuck), 5178 nucleotides long. RefSeq lists its product as uncharacterized. The record is from RefSeq and is a predicted model, not a curated record. NCBI's taxonomy places the organism in Eukaryota, Metazoa, Chordata, Mammalia, Rodentia, Sciuridae. Gene Ontology annotation, biological process: DNA integration; virion assembly; proteolysis. Gene Ontology annotation, molecular function: RNA-DNA hybrid ribonuclease activity; zinc ion binding; nucleic acid binding.